CUCUUUAAAAAAAUCAAGAAUUACCAUGGAAAACUCGAGAACCGCCCUAAGAUUACAUUGCUAUCACAUGUCAAUCGAACUCCUCCGUACAUCACCCACGCAAAGCCGAAGUUCAAAGUACCCACUUCAAUCAUCGUCACCAAAGGCUUAAACUCAAACUCACACCCUCUUUCCGCUGAAAGUGGCUCACGGUGACCAAUGACGAUGGCUUUUUUCACUAAACAAACAUAAACCCACCUGCCAGUCACCCUCUACUACGUGAUUUACAUCACAUAUAUUAUUGACUGGCCCCCACACUUUAUAGUACGUGACAAAGGUUUCACAGGUUCCUUGUAUUUACACUCUCAGAAGUGAGGUAGUUUCUUUCACGUUUUUUGAUUUCCUGAAGUGGGUGGUGGUGAUAAUUCUGAGGGUGUAAACACAAAACCCACCGUAGUGCCUCCCUGGAUUUGUAUUUGUGAUCAUUGAAAAUGUCUGCACCCAAUGUUGAUGUGUCUCAGAAUGGAAAUAUAAGAACAAUCGAUUCCCUAUUUACUGUUGCUGAAUUUGAUGAAAGUGAUUUCUCAAGAUUAUUAGACAGGCCAAGGCCUCUGAAUAUGGAGAGGAAAAGAUCAUUUGAUGAAAGGUCGCUUAACGAAUUAUCUAUUGGGAUGUCCCCACCACCCCCAUCCAGAACUGCCGAGUACUCUUGCCGAAUAAAUGACCAUCUUGAAUAUAUGUUUUCACCUGGUAGACGGUCAGGUUAUAAUACUCCAAGGUCACUCAUGGGAUUUGAGCCACAUCCAAUGGUUGCAGAAGCUUGGGAAGCUUUGAGGCGGUCAUUGGUGCAUUUCCGUGGUCAACCAGUUGGGACAAUUGCUGCAUUGGACAAUUCUGAUGAAAAACUAAACUAUGAUCAGGUCUUUGUGAGAGACUUUGUUCCAAGCGCAUUGGCUUUUUUGAUGAAUGGAGAACCCGAAAUAGUAAGAAAUUUUCUUUUGAAGACUCUUCGCCUUCAGUCAUGGGAGAAAAAGAUUGAUAGAUUCCAGCUAGGAGAAGGUGUAAUGCCUGCUAGUUUCAAAGUACUACAUGAUCCAGUCAGAAACAGUGAGACUUUAAUAGCAGAUUUUGGUGAGAGUGCAAUUGGAAGAGUUGCUCCAGUUGAUUCUGGAUUCUGGUGGAUUAUAUUGCUUCGGGCAUACACAAAAUCUACAGGAGACACUUCCUUGGCUGAACUGCCUGAAUGCCAGAAGGGUAUGCGCUUAAUUCUGAGCUUAUGUCUUUCAGAAGGGUUUGACACUUUCCCGACUCUUCUCUGUGCCGAUGGAUGCUGUAUGAUUGAUCGAAGAAUGGGUGUUUAUGGAUAUCCUAUUGAAAUUCAAGCACUUUUCUUCAUGGCUUUAAGAUGCGCUUUGGUUUUACUUAAGCAAGAUGUUGAAGGGAAGGAGGUUGUAGAACGAAUAGUUAAACGCCUUCAUGCCUUAAGCUAUCACAUGAGAAGCUAUUUUUGGCUAGACUUGAAGCAGCUUAAUGAUAUAUAUCGAUAUAAAACAGAAGAAUACUCACACACAGCAGUCAACAAGUUUAAUGUAAUACCUGAUUCUCUUCCAGAUUGGGUUUUUGAUUUUAUGCCCGUUCGUGGUGGUUACUUCAUUGGGAAUGUCAGUCCCGCAAGAAUGGAUUUCCGUUGGUUUUGCUUGGGCAAUUGCAUUGCUAUAUUGUCAUCCUUGGCAACCCCUGAACAGUCCACAGCAAUUAUGGAUCUUAUAGAAUCACGGUGGGAGGAAUUGGUUGGAGAAAUGCCACUAAAGGUUUGUUAUCCAGCAUUAGAAAGUCAUGAUUGGCGUAUCGUAACAGGAUCUGACCCAAAAAAUACAAGAUGGAGUUACCACAAUGGUGGAUCUUGGCCAGUGCUAUUAUGGCUUCUCACUGCAGCAUGUAUCAAGACUGGACGACCCCAGAUUGCAAGACGUGCCAUUGAACUUGCUGAAACCAGGUUGCUAAAAGACAGCUGGCCUGAGUAUUAUGACGGAACGCUUGGUCGAUUUAUUGGGAAGCAGGCACGUAAAUCCCAAACCUGGUCCAUUGCUGGUUACUUGGUGGCAAAGAUGAUGCUUGAAGACCCAUCUCAUUUGGGCAUGAUAUCACUUGAGGAAGACAAACAAUUGAAGCCUGUGCUCAGAAGAUCAAAUUCAUGGACUUUCUAAUGCUAUUUAUCUUCUUCUUUUUUUAAUUUUUCUUUGUCCACCUGGCCUGUUCAGUAAGGAUAGUGGCAGAUUGCUAAUUGAAGCUUAAUACAAUUUCCUUUUUAGCUUUCAGGUUCCCACCAAUAAAGCCUUUGUAGUAUGUACUAUUAGUUCUUUUGCUUGACUAUAACUGCUAUAGAAUAGUAAUUCCUUCUCCAUA
Molecule: messenger RNA, 2385 nt
Organism: Quercus robur (English oak)
Lineage: Eukaryota; Viridiplantae; Streptophyta; Magnoliopsida; Fagales; Fagaceae
Product: probable alkaline/neutral invertase B
Exons: 5
Coding region: 471-2186 (571 amino acids)
Biological process (GO): sucrose catabolic process
Molecular function (GO): sucrose alpha-glucosidase activity; endo-alpha-N-acetylgalactosaminidase activity
Source: RefSeq, a predicted model, not a curated record